AUGGCCGUCUGUGCGGAGAAGAAGACCAGCUACGGAAUGGACAUCGUGCUCCGAAUUAUGCCUGAGCUUAACUGCAUACCGGAUGUUUACUCCUACAGCAUUCUUUUCAAGGGUCUCUGCAACGAGAAGAGAAGCCAAGAGGCUCUCGAGCUGAUUCACGUGAUGGUUGAGCAUGGAGGUAGCUGCCAACCUAAUCUGGUCUCAUACAACACCGUAAUUGACGGCUUGUUGAAAGAGGGUGAGGUGGGCAAGGCUUACAGCCUAUUUUGUGAAAUGGUACAGAGGGGGAUUUCGCCAAAUAUUGUGACCUACAACUCAAUCAUCUCUGGCUUGUGCAAGGUUCAUGCAAUGGACAAGGCUGAGAAGGUUCUUCAACAGAUGUUUGAUAGAGAAUUUCUGCCAGAUACUGCCACAUAUACUAGCCUAAUACAUGGAUAUUAUUCAUCAGGACAAUGCAAAGAGGUGGAACAGGUUUUCGAGCACAUGUCUAUAAAUGGUGUUCAACCAAAUAUGAUAACUUACAAUAUACAGAUGGAUUAUCAUUGCAAGAGCGGAAGAUGCACGGAAGCUAGGAAGAUCUUUGAUUCUAUGGUCAGUUUGGGCCAAAAACCGUCUGUUACUACCUACAGUAUUCUGCUUCAUGGUUAUGCUAUUGAAAAAUCAUUUCAUGAUAUGCAUUGUCUCCUUGAUUUGAUGGUAGAAAAUGGUAUCUCACCAGAUCAUCAUGUCUACAACAUACUCAUAUUUGCAUAUGCUAAAGAGGAAAUGGCAAGUGAGGUAAUGCAUAUAUUUACAAAAAUGCGGCAGCAAGGAUUGAACCCUAGUGUUGCGAACUAUGGAGCGGUAAUAAACUUGCUUUCCAGUAUUGGCAGAAUGGAUGAUUCUAUGUCCCAAUUCAAUCAAAUGAUAGCCGAAGGAUUAGCUCCUGAUAUCAUAGUUUUCAACCCCCUUAUUAGUGGUUUUUGUACUUGUGGCAAAUGGGAGAAGGUUCAUGAACUAUUUUCUGAAAUGUUGAAUCGCGGCAUCUAUCCUGAUACCGUGUUCUUCACCACAAUUAUGGACCGCCUUUGCAAAAAUGGAAGGGUUAUGGAAGCCCAAGAUAUGUUUGACCUGAUGGUACACAUGGGUGUUAAGCCUAAUGUUCAUGCUUAUGCCACAUUGAUGCAUGGGUACUUUUUCGUUAGGAAGAUGGAUGAAGUGAGGAAGUUACUUGGCAAUAUGCUCUCAAUUGGCUUGAAACCGGAUGUUUUCAUCUAUACCAUAUUGAUUGAUGGUUACUCUAAGAAUGGAAUGAUAGAUGACGCAUCAGCUGUUUUCACUGAGAUGUUGGAAAAGAAUAUUAAGCCUUCUGCCAUCACUUAUAGCACAAUGCUCUAUGGCCUAUUUCAUGCUGGAAGGACUGUUGCUGCCAUUGAACUAUAUCUCAGGAUGAUUGACAGUGGGAUACACGUGGAUAUUGUGGCCUACAACAUAAUUCUCAGAGGCCUUUGUAAAAACAACUGUGUCGAUGAAGCGCUAAGAAUGUUUCAGAACCUAUCUUCAACAAAUUAUCCACUUGAGGUUGGGACUUACAAUAUUAUGAUUAGUGUGUUGGUUAAAGGUGGCAGAAAGGAAGAGGCCACAUAUUUGUUUGAUGAUAUCUUAGCCAAAGGAUUAGUGCUGGAUGUUGUUACGUAUAGCUUAAUAAAAAAAAGGAGCACUCUAAAAAAGCUUACAGAAGAGGGCUGUGCCGCCGACUCCUAUAUACUAAAUGCUAUUAUUAGAAUGUUACUUCAGAAAGGGGAGGUGCACAGGGCUGGGUCUUACCUAUCCAAAAUUGAUGAGAGGCGCUUCACCCUUGAAGCUUCCAUAGCUGACCUGUUCUUGCUUCAGCGGGGAAUCGUCGGCAAUAUCAGAGGUUUCCUCCUGAAAAAUACCACUCUUAUCUGGAACAGGGAAAUGGUUGAAACCUUGUGUAGCACGGUGUAUUUUUUGUCAGCAAUGAGGGAAACACUAUCUGACAGUUUAAUUUUCUCAUAA
Triticum turgidum subsp. durum (durum wheat) is the source of this 2019-nucleotide messenger RNA. NCBI's taxonomy places the organism in Eukaryota, Viridiplantae, Streptophyta, Magnoliopsida, Poales, Poaceae. The record is from the annotation of a GenBank genome assembly.